GUACACACCUAUAUCGAUAACAUUAUUAUCGCUAGUAAAGAUAUAGAGGAGUACCUCAAGUAUAUUGAGACGGUUCUCGAUAUUUUAGACAAGGUAUACGUUUACAUUUCUAUAGAAAAACCCUUUGUAGCCUACCCGUCAGUAAGACUCCUUGGUUAUAUAGUCAAUGGCGAAGGAGUAGCUAAGAUAGACGAUAGAAUCGCUAUAUUUAAGAAGCUUAAGUUCCCUAAUACCUUAGAAGCCUUAGAGCAGUACCUAGGUAUAGCUAGAUGGCUACGCAAAGGCAUCCUAUAG
This is a messenger RNA of Thermothielavioides terrestris NRRL 8126, 294 nucleotides long. RefSeq lists its product as uncharacterized. NCBI's taxonomy places the organism in Eukaryota, Fungi, Ascomycota, Sordariomycetes, Sordariales, Chaetomiaceae. The transcript has a single exon. The annotation marks the transcript as partial. The record is from RefSeq and is a predicted model, not a curated record.